AUGCCUGAGUGUACACAUCCAUUAGUUGGCGUCGGAACAUUUGUGAUGCGAGGUAACAAAUUCCUGAUUGGUAAAAGAAAAGGAAGUCAUGGAUCCGGAUCUUGGCAGCUUCCUGGUGGAAAGUUAGAAUUCGGUGAAUCCUUUGAAGACUGUGCAAAACGCGAAGUGCUUGAGGAAACAAAUCUUGAAAUCACUAAUGUGAUUUAUCAGACUACAACAAACGAUGUAAUGACAAAUGAAAAUAUGCAUUAUGUAGGUAUUUUUAUGCGUGCUGAGGUUGUUGAUAUGGGAGCUGAUCCUUUGGUAAUGGAACCAAACAAAUGUGAAUGUUGGGAGUGGGUAACAUGGGAUGAGUUUAUAAAAGGUGGUAUUACUGGUACUGAAAAUAUUCAAGACGGUAAGAUUAAUAAGUAUAGACCCAUGUUUCAUCCUAUGGAGUCUUUAAUUAUUACUAGAAACGGACAGAAACCUCUUAAAGCUCAUGUUCCCACUCAAAAUUAUCAUCCUGCUGUUCUCAUAACUGGUACCUCGGUUGGAAUUGGUCGCGAAACUGCUUUUACUCUUGCGAAACUUGGGUACACUGUAUUCGCUGGUGUCAGAAAAAAGGAUGAUGCUGAUGAUCUUAUUGCUGCUUUUCGCGAAUGCGAUAAUCCCAAAGAAGGCUGUCUUAAUCCUAUUAUUUUAGAUGUGACAAAUAAAGACCAUAUUCAAAAUGCGUAUGAUCAUAUUCAAUCAACCAUUGGUCAUGAAAUUCCUUUCGUUGGUUUAAUCAAUAAUGCUGCAUUAGUUGUCUAUUUACCCAUGGAAAUUGCUUCGGAUGAUGCUUUUUUAAAUAGUUUUAACACAAAUUAUUUUAGUAUUGUUAAUCUUACAAAAAAAUUCUUACCUCUCUUACGGGAAAGUGGUGGCCGUGUGAUUAACAUGGGUAGCAUUGCAGCUUGGGAAAAUUCAGCUAUUAUGGGUAUUUAUUCUGCAACUAAGGCUGCCGUUAGAGUUAUGACCCGCAUUUGGAGAAUGGAAACUAAAGAAAUGGAUGUACACUUUGCUUUAAUUGAACCUGGCAUCAUCGUUUCCAGGUUGAAUGACCAAACAACAUCUAAUUUUCGUAAUUUUAAAUCUUUCUCUUCCCUCUCUGAUUACUAUUCUACUUCACAAGAAGCUAAUUCAAAAGUUAUCGUUGAAUAUGAAAAAUUGUAUAAAGCUGUUGCAAAAUGUAGUGAAAAUUUUAGAGCUUCCCCUACUGAAAUUGCAGCUGAUGCCAUAUUACAUGCUUUAACUGCCCCUUAUCCAAAAAAUACUUAUUAUGUUGGUUUAGAUGCUAAAGUUCUUGCUUCUGUUAAUUGGCUAUUAGGUGAUAGAGUUGCUGAAACUGUACAAUCCAAAGUUUUAUCUUUUGUUUCUAAUUAA
Messenger RNA from Dentiscutata erythropus, 1407 nucleotides. The record is from the annotation of a GenBank genome assembly. Lineage: Eukaryota; Fungi; Glomeromycota; Glomeromycetes; Diversisporales; Gigasporaceae.